AUGACUAGUACUAUACAAGAACCCAGAGAAGGUGUGAAGUUAAUUAUGAAGAAUUUUGUAUUCAUUAAUAAAGAUACGAAAAUUGAAAAUAAAUUCUACGAAAGGUUGAAAAGAAAUAAUGGUUCUAAGACCGUAGCAAAACUUCUUGACUUCUCCUCGAAACAAGCAGCAAUAGAAGCUAACAGGUUAAUAAAUGAACAUACAAACCUUUCUAAUGUUCUAAAUGAAAAUUACUUUGAGAGGUCAAAAAUUAUACUGACGAAUAUAAUUUCAUUCAAAGGUUUUUGGUCGUCAGCGUUUAACGAAAGUGAUACAACAGUAGAGCCAUUUUAUGAUGAAUACGGUAAAGAAAUUGGUACAGUUAAUAUGAUGAAUCAGAAAUAUCCGUUUCCAUAUUCUAAUAUGUAUGAGAUGAAUUCCAUGGUUUUAGAAAUGCCUUAUGGAGACGAUCAAAAAUAUUGCAUGUUAAUACUCUUGCCUCACCCAUCCGUAACUGUGCAAGAAGUUUAUGGGAGCUUUCAAAACGUAUCAUUCAGGGAUAUUUUCGCAAGACUCAAGAGCGACGAAGAAGAAUUUGAUUUAACUGAAGUCGACGUUAAGAUACCGAGGUUCAAAAUAGACACAAACGUUGUCAUAAACGAAGCAUUGAACAGUAUGGGAGUGCAUGAUAUAUUCGAACCAGGUCUCGCUAACUUCAAGAGGAUGACUAAAGAAAAUAUUUACAUCUCCUCCGUUAUACAUAAAGCACAUAUAGAAGUCACAGAGUCUGGCACUGUGGCAUCUGCUUCAUCUACAUCGAUUUUCGAAGAUCGUAUACUUUCACCUAAAUUUAUUGCCAACAAGCCUUUCAUUUUCUUAAUAAUGGAAAAACCGACAGCAACUGUCCUAUUCAGUGGUAUAUAUUCUAAGCCAAUAAUAUUUUAA
Danaus chrysippus (African queen) is the source of this 924-nucleotide messenger RNA. Lineage: Eukaryota; Metazoa; Arthropoda; Insecta; Lepidoptera; Nymphalidae. The record is from the annotation of a GenBank genome assembly.